GGUUUUGUCAUUGGAAGACUUCGUUCUGACGGGAGGGGAUUUGGGGAGGUACCAGAUAUUUAUAGCCAUUGUAUCUUCGUCUACGAUAUGCAUGCACACCUUCUGUCUUACACUGGAGGUGUUCACAGCCCUGACUCCAACCUGUCACUUUGAUGAAGGUUCUUGGUGGUGUCCCAAGAAAUGCUCCUCCCUAAACAUAUGUUAUCCUAAAUAUUGUAACUACACGUGGGACCAGCCGAACUUGUCCAUUAUAUCCGAGUUUGACCUUACUUGUCAUGAUGCGUAUAAGGCUAAGAUAGUAUCCUCAUACGCUUUCCUGGGCUAUACAUUUGGUUGUUUAUUCUGGGGAUGGGUAGGGGAUAAGAUCGGAAGAGUACCAACCAUUCACCUGUGCCAGUUCUUAAACACCGGUCUACUAUUCCUUACUUCCCUUACACCUACUUACGAGUGGUACUGCCUGGCUAGGAUACUUACAGGGUUUACAGCAUGUCACUGGAAUACGGCCUGUGUGUAUGCUACUGAGUGGGGAGGCAGGAAGAACCGAUCCUUCACUCUCGUAGCCCAUAUUUUCUAUAUGAGUGUCGCCUUCGCCCUCUUUGGAACUCUGGCUUACUACAUAAGACCAUGGAGACAGCUAAUAGUUGCUCUGUCAAUCUUUGGAGCUGCAGCAUUUCUCAUUAUGUUACCGUCACUUAAAGAGAGUCCCAGGUGGCUGUUUUGCAACGGCAAGAAGGAACAAGCAGUGAAGAAUGUACAGUUUGCAGCUAAAGUUAACGGUUUGCCAAUCGUGACCAUCACCGACGUAGAAGAGGAUAUUUGCCUCAGUGAAUCAUCUUCUGCUGGAACGGAGAGUGUUUGGUUACUCCUCCAACGACCCCGUCUAAUCUUCAUCACACUGACCUUCUACCUAACAUCAGCUGCCAACGUCCUCAUCUACUACAUGCUAAAGUUCUCCGCAGAACAGCUGUCUUCCUCGCCCUACCUUAGUUGCUGGUUGUUGUCGUUGUCAGAUAUUCCCUCUGCUGUUCUCAUCCACUUCUGUUCCGAUUUGAAGAGAAGACCGGUAAACUUCUGGGUACAGACGGUAGCUGUAGCUUUCUGCUUUCUCUGCUGUGUACCACAGAUUCGUUUGGCAAGUGCAGUUCUGUGCAUGGCGUUCGCAGCGGUUAGCUUCAACUACGUGUACUUGUAUCUAGCUGAGGUCUAUCCUACUUCUAUGAGGAACAGAGUCACUGCUGGGUGCAUCGCUGUGGCUGAGAUCGGAGGGAUGGUGGCAAAUCCCCUGGUUCUGACCACUGAAAUCUUGGACAUCUUACCUUUCCUCAUCGCUGCUUCUGUUGCGGUCGGUCCGACAAUAGCAUCGUGGUGGUUACCAGAGACCAAGAACAGGCCCCUCCCGGACUACUUCAUAGACACACUAAACAUCGUGUACACCCCUGAAGAACGGCCCCUCCUCAUUGUUCCGGUGGUUGAGUCCCCCAGGAACCUGACCAAGGGUUCCUUCAUAGCGGGCCUGAGUGUGGAGUUGGGAGACAGUCUGGACAGUAGAAGGAACAUACCAAGUCUUGUGGACACUGAGAGUAUUGAGUUACCUGAGUGAUGAUAGGACAUGUUCAGAUAGAUGUUAUUUAGUAUUUGAUAUUUUUUACUGAAGAUUUAUUAUUUAUUGAACAGUUUAAUCGUUAAUCUAGGGAUGGUAAUUAAACAGUUAAUUGUGACCCUUACCAUACCAUAUUUAUGAACUAUCUCAUAUAACAUAGUGGGAUUGUGAUUAAUUACAAAUUUAAAAUUCUAGUGGUCUCAAUCUGACCCGCUUUUACUUCAACUAGUACUGACUCAGGUUCAGCUUGGUAACAUGACCUACCAGUAAACUUUAAGUUGACAGCUUAUUGACCCUUUAGUGACCCGAUCCGUCCACAUGUUUUCAUUUGUGACCUUUCGGAGGCUCUUUUACAGGAUUUUUUGGACCCCAGGGCUUCACCAUUUUUCCGUGGUAUCAAAAAUAUUGGCAAUUUAUUAUAUUUUAUUUGGUAAAUUAUACUGUUUAAUAGUGUUUACCAGAUUAGCAAAAAAUGUUUGGAUUAUCAAGCUAAUGCUGUUUAUUGGUUUAUCUUUCACUUUCAGUGACGGCUAUUUAAGAAAUGACAGCUCUUUGAAAU
This is a messenger RNA of Bolinopsis microptera, 2159 nucleotides long. RefSeq lists its product as uncharacterized. The record is from RefSeq and is a predicted model, not a curated record. The transcript has 11 exons. The coding region runs from base 92 to 1600 and encodes 502 amino acids. Gene Ontology annotation, cellular component: membrane. Lineage: Eukaryota; Metazoa; Ctenophora; Tentaculata; Lobata; Bolinopsidae. Gene Ontology annotation, molecular function: transmembrane transporter activity. Gene Ontology annotation, biological process: transmembrane transport.